GCUGAUAAAGCAGUGGAGGACAGUGAGAAGAUCUUCACCGAGCUGAUCCGUCUGAUGGAGAAAAGAAGGUCCGAUGUGAAGCGGCAGCUCAGAUCCCAGCAGGACACUGAAGUGAGUCGAGUCAAAGAGCUUCAGGAGAAGCUGGAGCAGGAGAUCACUGAGCUGAAGAGGAAAGACGCUGAGCUGAAGCAGCUCUCACACACAGAGGAUCACACCCAGUUUCUACACAACUACCCCUCACUGUCAGCACUCAGUGAAUCUACAGACUCAUCCAGCAUCAACAUCCGUCCUCUGCGCUACUUUGAGGACGUGACAGCGGCUGUGUCAGAAGUCAGAGACAAACUACAGGACGUUCUGACAGAGACAUGGACAAACGUCUCGCUGACAGUGACUGAGGUGGAGGUUUUACUGUCAGGACCAGAACCCAAGACCAGAGCUGGAUUCUUAAAAUAUUCAUGUGAAAUCACACUGGAUCCAAACACAGCAAACACACAGCUGUUAUUAUCUGAGGGGAACAGAAAAGUAACAUUAAUGAGUCAACAACAGUCUUAUUCUAGUCACCCAGACAGAUUCGCUGAUUAUUAUCAGGUCCUGAGUAGAGAGAGUCUGACUGGACGUUGUUACUGGGAGGUGGAGUGGAGAGAGAGAGGAGUUUUUAUAGCAGUCGCAUACAAGAAUAUCAGCAGAACAGGGAGGUCGGAUGAAUGUAGAUUUGGAUUCAAUGACAAAUCUUGGGCGUUACAUUGUGACACAAACAGUUAUAAAUUUUGGUACAACAAAGUCAAAACUCCCGUCUCAGGUCCUCGGUCCUCCAGAGUAGGAGUGUACCUGGAUCACAGUGCAGGUAUUCUGUCCUUCUACAGCAUCUCUGAAACCAUGACUCUCCUCCACAGAGUCCAGACCACAUUCACUCAGCCUCUCUAUGCUGGACUUUGGUUUUUAAAUUACGGAUCCACAGCUGAGUUCUGUAAAGUGAAAUAGUCAGAAGUCCUUUCAGGGACAGUGGGUUAAACUCUGUGUUUUAAUCCUUAAACUUCUUUUGUCUUCAUGUUUGUUGCUGAGAGCUGAUUGUUGGGGCAUUUCUUCACCUGUCAAUCAAACACUGUGGGCAGGACCCUUCCUGUGUCUGUUUAGCCAUGGAGGCCAUCACUGCUCAGGAUGACUUUUGUUUCUCUGCAUGAAAAUGGAAACUUGUCUGAGCUCUAAAUGUUUGUUGAAUAUUU
This is a messenger RNA of Micropterus dolomieu (smallmouth bass), 1223 nucleotides long. RefSeq names its product tripartite motif-containing protein 16-like. Gene Ontology annotation, molecular function: protein binding. The annotation marks the transcript as partial. Lineage: Eukaryota; Metazoa; Chordata; Actinopteri; Centrarchiformes; Centrarchidae. The record is from RefSeq and is a predicted model, not a curated record. The transcript is spliced from 2 exons.